Molecule: messenger RNA, 904 nt
Organism: Entelurus aequoreus (snake pipefish)
Lineage: Eukaryota; Metazoa; Chordata; Actinopteri; Syngnathiformes; Syngnathidae
Product: small ribosomal subunit protein bS1m-like
Exons: 1
Coding region: 48-518 (156 amino acids)
Cellular component (GO): mitochondrial small ribosomal subunit
Source: RefSeq, a predicted model, not a curated record
CUUCCGCCGGCCACCGGAAGAAGAGGAAGAAGAAGAAGAGGGGCAAGAUGGCGUUGCUAUGGAGGACGAGGCCAGUUGCGCUGCUGUCCUGCCCGCUCAGGACCUUCUGCUCCGCGACUUCAGGCAGCCAGCAGGCCGACGACGACAAGCCAAAGUCGGGUUUCGCCGCCGCCUUCAGCUCGCCGUCGAAGGCUCCAGAGGUCAGCUUCGCCGCGCUGCUGCGUGCCAGCCCGCUGGUGCAGAUGGGAGAUGCCCGGUACAAGAUGGCGGUGGGUACGGUCUACCACGUGGUCGGCGACCACCUCUACGUGGAUUUUGGCGCCAAGUUUCACUGCGUGUGUCGGCGGCCCGCACGCGCACACAGUCUGACGCGCGGCAGCACUGUCCACCUGAGGCUGCACGACCUGGAAGUGACGUCACGCUUCCUGGGCGGGACCACCGACACUUCCUUGUUGGAGGCGGAGGCCGACAUAAUCAUCCCUCAGGACGCUCCUAUUGGCCGUGACGUCACCCAGUAGACUGCCGUCUGCACCGUGACGUCACCCUGUACACUGGCGUUUGGACAGUCUGAAACCUCAUUAAAGUACACUUUUUGUGUUAUUUAGUGUGUCAAACCUCAUUAAAGUACACUUGUUGUGUUAUUUAGUGUGUCAAACCUCAUUAAAGUACACUUUUUGUUAUUUAGUGUGUCAAACCUCAUUAAAGUACACUUUGUGUAUUUAGUGUGUCAAAUCUCAAAGUACACUUUUUGUGUUAUUUAGUGUGUGAAACCUCAUUAAAGUACACUUUGUGUAUUUAGUAUGUCAAAUCUCAUUAAAGGACACUUUUUGUGUUAUUUAGUGUGUGACACCUCAUUAAAGUACACUUUUUGUGUUAUUUAGUGUGUGAAACCUCAUUAAAGUAC